Molecule: messenger RNA, 1554 nt
Organism: Lampris incognitus (smalleye Pacific opah)
Lineage: Eukaryota; Metazoa; Chordata; Actinopteri; Lampriformes; Lampridae
Gene: slc2a15b
Product: solute carrier family 2 member 15b
Exons: 12
Coding region: 1-1554 (517 amino acids)
Biological process (GO): monosaccharide transmembrane transport
Cellular component (GO): membrane
Molecular function (GO): hexose transmembrane transporter activity
Source: RefSeq, a predicted model, not a curated record
AUGGCGGAGGAAAUAUUAUGCGCCAACGAUGCCAAAUCCAAGGUGGAUCUUACAAAAUCGCUACUGGCCGUGGCUCUCCUCGCCUCAUUUGGCAGCUCCUUGCUAUAUGGCUUCAAUCUGGCAGUGGUUAACUCUCCGGCACAGUACAUUAAAGACUUUUACAACCAGUCCAUGAUAGAGCGAUACAAUUGGAGUCUCAGUGAGAGGGAGGUCACUAUCAUGUACUCCGUAACGGUGUCUAUCUUCGCCAUUGGAGGGAUGGUCGGGUCUCUUGUGGUGGGCACCCUCGUUACCAAAUAUGGAAGGAAAGGGACGCUGGUUAAAUCCUCCGUGCUGGUGUUUGUAGCAGGACUUCUUAUGGGCUUCAGCAGAGCAUGUGGCUACCCUUUCAUGGUCAUUACUGGAAGAUUUAUCAUAGGGAUACAUUCAGGUAUUUGCCUUAGUGUAGUGCCUAUGUACCUGGGUGAAAUCGCCCCCAAGAACCUGCGAGGUUUCUUGGGUCUUGUACCCAGCAUCCACAUUUGUCUUGGGGUCUUCAUUGCUCAGGUCCUAGGACUCCAUGAGCUAUUGGGAAAGGAGGAGAACUGGCCCAUGCUCCUCUCUCUCGUGGUGAUUCCUACCUUCUUCCAGCUGAUGCUGCUGCCAUUAUUUCCAGAGAGUCCACGUUACCUUUUGAUAGAGAAAAGGAACAUGCAUGCCACUAUCACAGCUCUGAAGCGGUAUCGUUCUAAAGCGAAUAUCCAGGCCGAGAUUGAGGAGAUGUUGGAAGAACAGCGCUCUCUGUCCUCUCUUCAUACCGUGUCUGUCGUGGCCCUGCUCAGAGACUGCUGUGUACGAUGGCAAGUCAUCACGAUUGUGGUGGUCAACAUUGGGAUGCAGCUGUCCGGCAUUGACGCGAUCUGGUUCUACACAAACAACAUAUUUGCUAAUGCUGGGAUCCCCGGGCCACAGAUCCAGUACACAACUGUUGGAACUGGUGCCGUUGAAGUCAUCUCUGGAUUGAUUGGGUGUUUUACUAUUGAACGUCUGGGCAGGAGAUCUCUGAUGAUUGGGGGCUUCACCUUCAUGGGAUUCUGCUGCGGGGGAAUCACCCUUUGUUUCCUCUUGCAGGCUGAUAUUCCUGAGUUGCGCUACGUAAGUGUGGCCUGUGUGGUGGGGAUCAUCGCUGGCUUCUGCAUAGGGCCAGCUGGUGUGCCGUUCCUGAUGACAGCUGAGCUGUUCAAGCAGUCCCACAGGCCAGCAGCAUACACUGUGGCUGGUUGCCUCAACUGGCUCUCCAACUUCACCAUCGGCUUUGUAUUUCCCUUUCUCCAGAUGGCCACGGGCUCCUUCUGCUACCUGAUCUUCUGUGCUGUCUGCAUGCUGGUGGCGGUCUACACUCUCUUCGUCAUCCCUGAGACCAAGAACAAGACCUUCGUGGAGAUCAGCAACAUGUUUGCGGAGAGGAAUGGCAUUGUUAAAGAGGAGAACACAGAGCUGGCUAUGGCUGACAGCCAUCACAGAACAUCACAGAUGAACGGCUAUGGGACCGCCGGACUUCACGGAGAACUAUGA